CAACGCUCCAUGAUCUCCCCUGCAUUUCUUACAAAUUUCCCACUCUGUUCCUUUCCUUCACCCCUUCCGCCCCCGGUGCUGCGAGGUGCUGCUCUGUUUCCCGCUGCACCAGAUCCGAUUCCUCCAACUCAUGGCCUCUGUAGCCCUCACCACUGCCACCGGCACCACCUCCUUCCCCGCCCUUCCAUCUCUCCGAUUGCGAUCCCCUAACCCCAUUCCUUCGAGAACUUCGCGGCUAUGCUGUUCGGCUUCAGGUUCCCUGCACUCUUUCAAUUUCAAAGGACUCAAACAGAACUCUUUUUCAUCUAUUCCACCCCCGAGACUCUCUAAGUCUGGUUUCAAUGUCAAACCCCAUUGGAAAUACCCUUCUGUUAAAGCCUCCGCUUCGGGCGCUUCUCUCGCUUCGUCUCCACCUCCGGCUCCGACGCCUCAGCCGUGGCGCGGCGCGGCCAUCAAGCCUUUAUUAGCCUCUAUAGCGACUGGGGUUCUCAUCUGGUUCGCUCCCGUGCCUGCUGGAGUCUCAAAAAACGCGUGGCAACUGUUGGCUAUAUUCUUGGGCACCAUCGUUGGCAUUAUUUCUCAGCCAUUGCCGCUGGGAGCUGUGGCUAUACUGGGUUUGGGCGUUUCUGUGCUGACUAAAACCCUGACGUUUGCUGCAGCAUUUUCAGGGUUUGGUGAUCCCAUCCCGUGGCUCAUUUGCCUGGCCUUCUUCUUUGCCAGAGGGUUCAUUAAGACAGGUCUUGGCAACCGGAUCGCCUAUCAAUUUGUAUCUCUUUUUGGUAGCUCAUCCUUAGGGCUAGGAUAUAGUUUAGUUUUUAGCGAGGCCUUGUUGGCACCGGCGAUUCCUUCGGUUUCGGCUAGAGCAGGUGGAAUAUUUCUCCCGUUGGUGAAGUCCCUAUGUGUCGCUUGUGGUAGUAACGCGGGCGAUGGAACUGAAGAUAGACUUGGGUCUUGGCUAAUGCUGACGUGCUUUCAGACUUCGGUGAUUUCAUCGGCAAUGUUCUUGACAGCAAUGGCAGCAAAUCCCCUGUGCGCCACUCUGACUGCCAAUUCUAUUAACCAGACAAUUGGGUGGUUGGACUGGGCGAAAGCUGCGAUUGUCCCCGGUUUGGUGUCAUUGGUACUGGUACCAUUGAUUUUAUAUGUGAUUUACCCACCAACAGUAAAGGCCAGCCCAGAUGCGCCCAAGCUUGCUCGGGAGAAGUUGCAGCAGAUGGGACCAAUGACUACUGAAGAGAAGACAAUGGCUAUCACUCUGUUUCUUACGGUGGGGCUUUGGAUUUUUGGAGCGGCUCUCAAAGUAGAUGCUGUGUCUGCUGCCAUUCUUGGAUUAUCUGUACUUCUUGUUACGGGUGUUGUUACAUGGAAAGAGUGUUUGGCUGAGGGUGUUGCUUGGGAUACCCUCACGUGGUUUGCUGCCCUCAUAGCAAUGGCUGGGUAUCUGAACAAAUAUGGGCUUAUUUCCUGGUUCAGUCAAACUGUAGUCAAGUUUGUUGGUGGAUUGGGUCUCUCUUGGCAGCUAUCAUUUGGCAUUCUGGUUCUUUUGUACUUCUACUCACAUUACUUCUUUGCAAGUGGAGCAGCCCAUAUUGGUGCCAUGUUUACAGCCUUCUUGUCAGUUGCUUCUGCUCUGGGCACUCCACCAUACUUCGGAGCCAUGGUGCUGUCUUUCCUAUCCAACCUCAUGGGUGGCCUCACACACUAUGGGAUUGGGUCAGCACCUGUAUUUUUUGGAGCCAAUUAUGUUCCUCUUGCCAAAUGGUGGGGUUAUGGUUUCCUUAUGAGUAUUGUUAACAUUAUUAUCUGGCUUGGGGUUGGAGGAGUUUGGUGGAAGGCCAUUGGUUUAUGGUAAAGGGCUGUUUGAUGACCCAAAUUUUCUAGUUUACAAUUUCUGUACACAUUGAGGUGCAUUCUCUUGUUGCCGUUAACAGCUGAAGCAAGCUGUUAACCUUCACGAUUCUUUUUAGAAAUAAUCUUCAGGUGAUUCUGAUGGAGAUUUAGGUUGGGAAUUAGAAUACAAUUACUCAAUUUAGAUCUGGAAGUAGAACUUACAUAUAUAAAGUUUAUUUUGGAACGUAAGAGGAGCCUGCUGUUCAGUCGGUAUUCGUGAUAGGGUUUUGGGCUUGAUUACAUUCUUGUUGUGCUCUUGAAUCUAUUUGGCAUUUGUCGUGAAUAAUCAAAAUCAACCAAGGACAUUUGUGUGCUGGUAUUUCCAUCAAGUGGAUUCCCGGCACUUUUUGGAGCAGGGAAAUAAAUGAGCUUACUAUUCGUAA
This is a messenger RNA of Neltuma alba, 2273 nucleotides long. Its product is annotated as dicarboxylate transporter 1, chloroplastic-like. Gene Ontology annotation, cellular component: membrane. The record is from RefSeq and is a predicted model, not a curated record. Lineage: Eukaryota; Viridiplantae; Streptophyta; Magnoliopsida; Fabales; Fabaceae. Gene Ontology annotation, biological process: transmembrane transport. Gene Ontology annotation, molecular function: transmembrane transporter activity.